AUCUUUUGUUUUCUUUUCUUUCAUAGUUAACCUCACAUUGAUUUGUCGGCUCUUUCUUGUUUCUCUCCUAACUCAGAACUGCAUAAACAAAUACCCAAUAGAUCAAACGCUCUGAUAUUGCAGUCCAAGAGAAAGAGAGAGAGACACCAUCAUGGGUUUGAUCAAAGCAGCCAUAGGAGAUGCAAUUUUAACUUCUAUGUGGGUAUUUAGCAUGCCAUUUCUGGGAAUUUUCUCCUCCACGAUAGCAGAAUUCAUAGGUGUUGAAGCCAAGUCAUUAGCGAGCCUUUUCAUUACAAUAAACCUAGCAACUUGUUUUGUGCUAACCUUCAGCUUGAUAGGAGCAGCUUUAGGUGGUGCUAGCUUCAAUCCCACCACAACUCUAUCAUUUUACGCUGCUGGGAUUAAACCUGAUGCGUCUCUCAUGUCCAUGGCCGUCCGAUUUCCUGCUCAGGCGGCUGGUGGGGUAGGUGGAGCCACGGCAAUCUUACAAGCUAUGCCUGGAAAAUACAAGCAUCUGCUUAAGGGUCCUUCUUUAAAGGUGGAUUUACAUACAGGAGCAGUUGCAGAAGGGGCUUUUACUUUUGUUUUUUGCCUUGCUUUGCUGCUUGUUAUGCUUAAGGGUCCCAAGAACUUGUUAUUGAAGGUGUGGAUGGUGGCUGUGGUUACUGUGGGAUUGGUUAUUUCUGGAAGGCGAUACACAGGACCUUCGUUGAAUCCUGCUAAUGCCUAUGGCUGGGCUUAUGUAAACAACUGGCAUAACACUUGGGAUUUGUUUUACGUUUAUUGGAUCUGCCCUUUUGUAGGAGCAAUUUUGGCUGCUUGGGUUUUUCGUUACCUGUUCAAGGCUCCCAUCAAGAAGGAUAAGCAAGCUUGAAAUAGAAGAUCUGCUGUGUGUUUUAGUGGUAUUUUCUGGUCUCUUCUAUAUUUGCUUAUAUUCUUCUGAUCUUGAUUCUCUGUGAUUUGGAAACUAGAAGCUACUAUGAAUCCCAAAUGAAGGAAUCAGGCUAUCUAUUAAUUCGAUGUCUGCAAAA
Messenger RNA from Manihot esculenta (cassava), 1031 nucleotides. Its product is annotated as aquaporin SIP1-1-like. The record is from RefSeq and is a predicted model, not a curated record. Gene Ontology annotation, biological process: transmembrane transport. The coding region runs from base 152 to 874 and encodes 240 amino acids. Gene Ontology annotation, molecular function: water channel activity. NCBI's taxonomy places the organism in Eukaryota, Viridiplantae, Streptophyta, Magnoliopsida, Malpighiales, Euphorbiaceae. The transcript has a single exon. Gene Ontology annotation, cellular component: membrane.